AGGAAGCUGAAGGCAUGGUACUUUGAACACUACAGAUCAUUUGUCUUGGAAAAGUCUUUGAAUUCAGAAGUGUUGCUUGUAGAGCCUCAUGAAUUAAGGGAUGUGUACCCACUUGCAGAUUACUGUGUUUCAGGGAUGCAUUUUACAACAGUUAAGAGAUACAUACAUGGUUAGAUUGUCACAAUGGCUUGCACAAAGAACAUAGGGCUUCGAGUACUUUUUGGAAAAGAUGAUGCACACAAAAUGUUCCUUCCUAAUGGCUUGCCUGCAUCCCUGGAUGAUAUGCUUGAGAAAGUAAAGAUGACUUUUAAUUUGAGAGGAAACAUAAGGCUGCAGUACUUGGAUGCUGAUUUUGGUGAAUUUGUUAAUGUAACUGACAUUUCUGAAAUACAACAUCUUGGGACCAUAAAGGUAAUUCAGCUACAGGAUGAAAUGUUUCCAGUGCAAGAAUUAGGCUCUCCAGCCACCUCAGGAUUGACCAUGGAGAUGGACGACGUUACAUCUGAAAUUUCAUGCAAUACAGAAUGCAGCACAGAAAGCCCAAACAUUUCACAUCCUGAGUCUGUUUUGUCCAGAACCCAUCCAUGGCCAACAAAUUUCCCAAUCCCGUGCUUCUCAUAUGAGACUGAGCUUCAAUUAGAAAGGGGAAAUGCUGAAUAUCAAGCUAAUAAGAAGGUGUUGACUGUUGGGUCGAAGAUGAAAAGUGACAUUCUACAAAAAGUGGCAGAACAAAUCUACAAAUUUAAAGCAUAUCCAUUAGACACUGAUUUUAGUGAGGUAGCAGAGGCGUUAGUGGAGAGACAUCCUUGCCUAAAGGAGCCCGGUUCCUGUUGUGGAUCCUAUGGAUGGAAGCAGAGGCUAAAAUUUAAAAUGGCCAACUACAGAACCAUGCUGAAAUUACAUGGCUGUGCCGAAAUUAAUAUUAAUUCACUAAAAGCUAAAGGUAAUGAAGAUGCUCACCCAUCUAAGAAUAUUAAAAGACCAAGACGAGCAGAGGCAAACUACUGUCCUAGUCUGCCAGUUGGUGAAACAAGAGAGAGCCUUGAAAAACUGCGGAUAACUCUUUUGAAUGAAGCGAAGAAAAAAAACAAUGAUAAAGUAAUUCGUGAAAUUAUGGCAAAGACUUUUGCCUAUAGGCGUUAUGAAAUCGUCACAGAACAGCCAAAAAUAGCAGAUUUUAUGAAUAGAUGGCCUACUCUGUUCCAGGAGAAUGAGAUCAAUGCAGAAUUUCUCCGCAUCACAACAGUCCCCCUUCAGAUUCGAUUCUUUGCAGAAUUAGACAGACUUUCCACAAAUCUUGUAAAAGUUAUCAAAGGCAGAGGUGGAGCCAUUAGUUUCAAAACUAGCCAAUAUGUGUUGGCAUUUGAUGAGACUAGUGACAUAAAUAUAAGGAGAGAGUGUAUCCUUAGAUCCAUCAUUCUCUACCUUGGUGAGGAUGACAAAAACCUGAUAAAAGACUACAUGGAUAUACAAGUUGAGCAGGAAUCAGAUGACCUCUCUAAACAGACAAUGGCCAUCUUUGUGAAACGAAAACCAUGUGAGAGACCCUUUGAAAUGCCAGAUGACGUGGGAAUCGUCAUAGAAGGAAAUGUGGUGUUGAAUAAUUUAAAAUCAGUUGCAUCUUGCUUUUCUUUUCUUUUUGCCCUAAUGUAUUGUUUAAACCUCAGCUACCCACGAGAUUUAAAAUACACAUUUGAGAUGAUACAAAAGUUAUUUAUGGACCUUGAAGGUCAGAAAAAGUCCAGCAAGGUGCACAAUCUUUAUGUGAAGUUGCUACAAACAGAGUAAGCAUUUGGGUGGGAGGACAAGUAAUUUAUUAUUAUUAUUUGGCUGAAAUAUUUUUGAUAUCAAGGACCGAUGGUUUAACAUUAUGUAGCAUCUACACUGUUUUGGUUUGUCUGAAGUCUUUAUUAUCCAAGCUUUUCUUCUCUAGGUUGCUGAUUAAUUUUUAUUUGUUGUGACUCAGCAAAGGAAAAAAGUGGCAUUGACAAAUUGAUUAUUAAAAACAAGAAGUUAUCAGUUACAUGAAGUUGUGAUUCAUUGUGUUUGUCUUACAUUAUAUUUUAAAUAAAACCAAGUGUUAUGCGUAUGGUGUCAAAAUAUAGUUAUUAGGAGAGCCGGAUCCACCUUUGUGGUUACCAUGGUCUGAACCUCUGUUUUUCCAAGGUGUAUGACAGAGAUUCAGACCAUUGGAAUGAAAUAUGCAAGAAGAUUAAUAUCCUAGGUUCACCACUGAACACUCUUAAAACUAAUUUUGUCUUGUUAAUUUAUUUGAACUCAAAAUCUACAUGAAAUGACACAUUUGUUAAAAUAACACAAUGUGUUAAAUAGGAUAACCCAAAACAAUGUGUUAGAAUGAACACAUCCUUUCUUAGACUGAAGAAACAUCAGAGCCAGCUGCAAAUUUCA
Paramisgurnus dabryanus is the source of this 2409-nucleotide messenger RNA. RefSeq lists its product as uncharacterized. NCBI's taxonomy places the organism in Eukaryota, Metazoa, Chordata, Actinopteri, Cypriniformes, Cobitidae. The record is from RefSeq and is a predicted model, not a curated record.